This is a messenger RNA of Heteronotia binoei (common prickly gecko), 948 nucleotides long. Its product is annotated as olfactory receptor 6X1-like. The coding region runs from base 1 to 948 and encodes 315 amino acids. The transcript has a single exon. The record is from RefSeq and is a predicted model, not a curated record. Gene Ontology annotation, biological process: G protein-coupled receptor signaling pathway. Lineage: Eukaryota; Metazoa; Chordata; Lepidosauria; Squamata; Gekkonidae. Gene Ontology annotation, cellular component: membrane. Gene Ontology annotation, molecular function: olfactory receptor activity; G protein-coupled receptor activity.
AUGAAGGUGUCCAAUGUAACCACAGCGACAGAGUUUAUCUUACUGGGCAUUCCAUUUCUACAUGAUCUCCAUGGUGCCUUCUUUGUUGUGAGCUUGUUGAUGUACAUGACAACCAUCAUGGGAAACGGGUUCAUUCUCAUCAUUGUAGCCUUCGAGCCAAGACUUCAGACUCCCAUGUACAUCUUCUUGAGCAACCUGGCUUUUCUGGAGAUCUGCUACACCACAACUGUUAUACCAAAGAUGCUACAGACUCUUGUAUCAGCACGGACCACAAUUUGUUUCUAUUGCUGCAUGGGCCAGAUAUAUCUUCACUUUGCCCUGGGUGGCACCGAGCUCUUCAUUUUCACAGCAAUGUCCUUUGACCGUUAUUUGGCCAUAUGCAAGCCGCUCCGGUACCCCAUGAUUAUGACUAAGCAUGUCUGCAUCCAGAUGUCUUUGGCUACUUGGUAUGGAGGUUUCUUCAUUUUGUUCUUUCAGUUUCUCAUCCUCUUGAGGUUGCCCUUCUGUGGGUCCAAUGUCAUUGACCAUUUCUACUGUGACAUAGGACCCCCCUUAAGUCUUGCCUGUGCUGACACUCAGAUCAUUGAGUUGCUGGGGUUGUUUAGCUCUUUCAUUAUUAUUGUUAUGACCUUGUUCCUGACACUGACAUCCUACAUCUUUAUCAUCUCCACCAUAUUACGCAUUCCUUCAGCCAUGGGCCGCAAGAAGGCCUUCUCCACCUGUACAUCACACUUGAUUGUGGUGUCUAUAUUGUACGGGGCACUGAUUGUCAUGUAUGUGAGGCCCAACAUGCAUUCCUCUUCUCGUGUAACCAGGGUAUUAGCAGUCUUGAACACUGCCCUUACCCCAAUGUUGAACCCUUUCAUUUACACAAUAAGGAACAAUGAAGUAAAAGAAGCUGUCAAGAGCAUGAUCCAGAAGAAGAAGAGGAUCCCAAAUAACGUUUAA